Molecule: messenger RNA, 1248 nt
Organism: Dioscorea cayenensis subsp. rotundata (Guinea yam)
Lineage: Eukaryota; Viridiplantae; Streptophyta; Magnoliopsida; Dioscoreales; Dioscoreaceae
Exons: 5
Coding region: 221-1120 (299 amino acids)
Molecular function (GO): ubiquitin binding
Source: RefSeq, a predicted model, not a curated record
UUGUCCCUUCUCUUUUUCUCACCUUCACAAGCCAUCCACGAAACCCAAAUUCCUCCUUUUCUCUUCGUCUCUUCUCCAUCGCUGGCACGAAACCCUAGCUCCGAUCAUCCAGAGAUAGCGGCUGAUCUAUGGGUACGGAGGCCUAGGGCGAUCGCCGGCGGCGGGUGGCGGAGAGUUUCGAGCCGGAGGUGGAGUAGAAGCGGGGAUCGUCACCACCAUCAUGUCUGCCAUCGUGCUCGGCAAGAGAUCUAACUCCAUCUUCGAGGAGCUUCACCACCACUCACCGUCGCAAUCCCCUUUCGACACCCCCGUGUCCAAGCGCAUCCGCUGCUCCUCUUCCCCUACCCAUAUCCGCUUCUCCCCUCCCAGACCCUCGUCUCAAUCUCCGCGAGGUUUGAACGGUGGUGGCGUCGUCGUUGAUAGUGCUUACUCGGCGCAUCUCGAUCAUUUGAGGUCCUUGUUCCCGGAUAUGGAUCAGAAGUUUCUUGAGAGAGCGUUGGAGGCAUCUAACAACGACUUGGAUUCUGCCAUAAAGAGUUUACAUGAUCUCUGUUUAGAGUCAGCAGAGUUGAACUUGGCUUCUGCCUUGAGCAAAUCAGUCAAUGAAAGUGAACUAAAUAUUCAAUCAUCUGGUGUAGGUGUUUUGGACGAAAGUAGCAGAGAUGAAGAUCCUGUGCAUCCUUCUCCUGCAGUUACCCUUCCAAGGGAUGGUUCUGAGUGGGUGGAUCUUUUUGUGAUGGAGAUGAUGAAUGCCUCAAAUGUGGAUGAUGCGAGAGCUCGUGCUUCCAGGGCGCUUGAAGUGUUGGAGAAGUCCAUCAUGUCCCGUGUUGACGCUGAAGCUAUGCAAAACUUCCAGAAGGAAAACAUGCUGCUUAAGGAGCAAGUGGAAACCCUGCUCCGAGAAAAUAAUGUUCUGAAGCGAGCGAUAGCAAUACAGCAUGAACGCCAGAAAGAGUCUGAUGAGCAAAACCAAGAAGUGCAGCAUCUAAAGCAGCUUGUGUCGCAGUAUCAGGAGCAACUGAGAACACUUGAGGUUAAUAAUUAUGCACUGGCAAUGCAUCUCAAACAAGCUCAACAGAGCAACUCCAUGCCAGGGCGAUUCCAUCCUGAUAUCUUUUAAGAUUGAACUGAGCUCCUUUCUGUUUUCAUCCCUUAAAAUGGUAUUCAUUUCCAAAGACUCUUCUUAUUGUGCACAGAUAUUGUUAUUAAUGACAAUUAUAUUACUAUAAAAUGGUUAAAUUGCUUCAA